AGGUGAUUUUGUGUGGUGAUGAGUUAGUAGGAACAUGCUUAAUAGACUUGUACCUUGUACCUUAAAUAUGAUGCCUACCAAGUGUUCGAUGAAAUGCAUAAAAGAUGAAUGUAUAUGAAAAUAGUAGAAAGAAUUGAUAAACUAAGUGAAUGAAUGAAUGUUCUAAUGUAGGCGUGAAAGAAGAAGGUACAAGCACUAAGCAAGCGGAAGGAGCACAAGAUCGAGAUGGCUGAUGCAAGAAAUAUUAACGAUGAUAAUGAUGAUAACAAUGAUGUGGCUAGACAAGAAGCAUUCGAGAACAGAGUUACAGAAGUAGCGGAAGGGGUUAUACAAGCCAAUCUUCCACGGUUGGCUCAAGAAGUAGAAAGCCGAGUUCUGGGGGUUGUGGAUGCUAUGAUGACCAGUAGGUUCGAAGAGUUGAAGGAAUUAAUCGAAGGAUCCAAGGGUAGAGGUAAGGAACGAAGGUGCACUUAUAAGGAUUUUAUGGCAUGCCAUCCGAUGACGUAUGACGGUAAAAUUGACCCAGUCGAAUGUCAAAGAUGGGUCUCGAAUAUAGAGGCGGUGUUUAUACGAAGCCGGUGCGAUAAGGAGGACCAAGUGAUGUUCGCUACCGGUUUACUAACCCAUCAAGCGAAAGAUUGGUGGGAUGCGCACAGCAAGGAAAUAGGCGACGAUAGGCUGCAAGUUAUGACUUGGCAAGAGUUCAAGGGGCCCUUCAUGAGAUAUCAUUGUCCUCAGUCGGCUAUCGACAAGAUUCAGGAGGAUUUCUUACGCCUCCGGCAGAAAAACGAAUCGGUGAAUGAAAUAGCAAACAAUUUUAUGGAUAAGAUGAAGUUCUGUGGAGAAUUGGUAACAACCGAGAGGAUGAAGAUAAGUCGUUUCUAUGGCGUGUAA
Molecule: messenger RNA, 894 nt
Organism: Helianthus annuus (common sunflower)
Lineage: Eukaryota; Viridiplantae; Streptophyta; Magnoliopsida; Asterales; Asteraceae
Exons: 2
Coding region: 226-894 (222 amino acids)
Source: RefSeq, a predicted model, not a curated record